This is a messenger RNA of Python bivittatus (Burmese python), 2412 nucleotides long. RefSeq names its product RAB5A, member RAS oncogene family (gene RAB5A). The record is from RefSeq and is a predicted model, not a curated record. Gene Ontology annotation, molecular function: GTPase activity; GTP binding. NCBI's taxonomy places the organism in Eukaryota, Metazoa, Chordata, Lepidosauria, Squamata, Pythonidae.
AGUUGCGUGUUUGUGUUUUGGUCCGGGAGUAGAAGGAGGAGGAAAAGACGGAAGUUGGAGGCCGCGUUCACCCCAUCGUGAAACACGGAAGAGCCUCUGUUCCUUGUCCCCUGUGCCAUAAACCGCAGGACCAGGCGUUUGGCGGCAUCCUUUCUUUUCUCAAGGAUUCGUUCGCGGGGAACGGAAGUGGCGAAGAGGCCCCGGUUUUCCGUCACAGCCAGCAAAACAUUUUGGAGGAGAGGAAGCUAACACAUCCAGAUUAUAGUUAUCUUGCUCACUUGCUAUUAUGGAAUGGAGGGAGAUCUGGGGACAAGGCUGCCUUGAAGUGAAGGCACAUUGAGAUUCACAUCCUGGAAUCUUCUUUUUAAGAAUCUGAAACAAGGGACUCCUUUCUAGUUUGGACAUGGCCAACCGAGGAGCAACUAGACCCAAUGGGCCCAAUGCUGGGAAUAAAAUAUGUCAGUUCAAGUUAGUUCUUCUUGGUGAAUCUGCAGUUGGCAAAUCAAGUCUGGUGCUUCGCUUUGUAAAAGGCCAGUUUCAUGAGUUCCAAGAGAGUACAAUUGGAGCUGCUUUUUUAACGCAAACUGUAUGUCUUGAUGAUACAACGGUAAAAUUUGAAAUUUGGGAUACAGCUGGUCAAGAACGAUACCACAGUUUGGCACCAAUGUAUUACAGAGGAGCACAGGCAGCUAUAGUUGUAUAUGAUAUUACCAAUGAGGAAUCCUUUGCAAGAGCAAAAAACUGGGUAAAAGAACUUCAGAGGCAAGCAAGUCCCAACAUUGUAAUAGCUUUAGCAGGAAAUAAGGCUGAUCUAGCUAACAAAAGGGCUGUAGAUUUUCAGGAAGCACAGUCUUAUGCAGAUGACAACAGUUUAUUGUUCAUGGAAACAUCAGCUAAAACAUCAAUGAAUGUAAAUGAAAUAUUCAUGGCAAUUGCUAAAAAGUUGCCGAAGAACGAACCACAGAAUGCAGGAGCUAUCAGUGGUAGAGGAAGAGGAGGAGUAGAUCUUACUGAACCAACACAACCAACUAAGAGUCAAUGUUGUAGCAACUAAACUUUCAGCUGCUUUAAACUGUCUUGAAUAUUCUUCCGCUUCCUAACUUGUUAAUAACAAUGGAAUUUGGAGUGUUUAACCUGGCCCAAUACAGCUUCCAAAAUCGAAGAGACUUAUGAAAUAGUUGUUUCUAAUACAGAAUGAUUUUGUCCUAAUUUUUAAUAACAUGCAUGUAUCACUGGCUGUUAUGUUUCAACAACGGGGUGGGGUGGGGAAGGAAGCUGGAUAAACCUGCUUCAAUUGAGAGGUUUAUAACUGGAUCACAUGUCAUUAGGAAUAGAGACUGAACUACUCCAUGGAUCUGCAGCUAACCAGUUAGUUCCUCAAGUGUUGGAUAUUGGUUACUGUUAAAAGUGUAAUGAAUAGAAUUUGGAUUCUCCAUUUGUGGUAUGGCAAAAAAAAAAAAAAACCCUAAUACACCUUCUGAAUUUCCUAUAAGCUUAUUCACAGUAUUUAUGCAAAAUGUUUAUGUGGGUAACUACCAUUUAAAUAUACAUUCCACAGUUUCAUAAUUUAAGUGAAAUAUGUGCAACAUUAACAAUUUUAUUGAUCCUGUGCUUGCAAAACAAUUGGUUUUCUUUAGUUGUUACACUAUAUAUAAAUUUGUCAAAACCCAGUUUAAAAUAAAAAAAAAUCAAGCUUCACACAUCUUUUCCUGCUUAUAAAAGGUCACAACCAAUGAAUUCAACUUCUAAUGCAACAAAACAUCUUUCCUAACAAACUGUUGAGACAUAUCUUACAAAAACUAGGUAGCUGAUUUUGAUUUUAAUCAGUGUUGACCAUUAACACAAUUACCUUUUCCCUAAGGAUAAAAUUGGUCAGAGCACUAACAAUUAUGUACAUUCAACUUGAUUUUAAAUUGGGAUGUUAAUGUACUGUAAAUAGGGUACUGCAUUGUAGUCUACAUCUGUUUAAUACUCUGUACUAUUUAAGAGUUGCUUAAAAGUAUACAAUAUGUACAGUUACUUUAAAGAGCUAACAUUUUGUUUUCCCCAGAUUGUGAGGGGAAUUAAGUUCUUCCUUCAUGGCUAGAACAGUAAUAAAUGAUGCUCCUGUACCUGUAACAUAAGUACUACUGUCUGUCUGUAAUGAAUUCUGCAACGUUGUUUUCCAAAGUCCAUUUUAUUUUGAUCUGUCCAGUAUAUUGCACUAAUUCUUUAGUUAUUUUCAUUAUAUGAAAUCUACCAAGUGUCAGAAAAGAUGAUUUAAUCUAUUUAAAUGUUGAACUGCUAGCAAAAACUUACAUGUGCAGAUGUAAAUUUGCAGUAAUUUGGGCUUAGCAAGGAAAAUGACAGUUCACCAGUGUUUAGUUUUAUAUUGAGGUGCUCAGGUUUGAAUAAAGUGGUAUAAAAAGGAAA